UCAUUCUUUAGGGGCUAAACAAAAAAUAGAGAAUAGUCAUUACAGUUUUUGCAAAGUCUGAAAAUCAGGACCAAGCAAAUAUGAAGGAAUAUCAUAAUAACAACCAUCUAGAACACACAAAAAAAACACUAUGAAUUACAAAUCUCAAACUGCAUAAAAGUUUCAAACUGUGUGCAAAUUCGCUAAUCAAAGCAACUUAAAAAGACUGCCUAGUCAUUGCAUACAUUUAGGGAAGGCGAAGCUUACAUCUAAAUGAGGCGAUUUAUCUUUAAAUAAUGGAACCACUCCAAGUUCUAAUAAGCCUGUUUCAACGAAACUGCGUUAUUAGCAUUUGCUGGAGGGCUGCAGCAAACACUAGUCUCAAGGGUAUGUGGUCCCAAAUUCAGUGAUUAUGCAGUUGUUAAAGGUAUUCAUCUAUGCACUUUUUCUAUCCUUUUCCUGACCAUACACUACUGAUAAAGCCAACUAAAUAAACUCUUUUUUUUCCCCACAAGUUCCUUUCUCAAGCCGAUGCAUAAAUUCAGAAUACAUCAAAUUACAUGAAUGAAAAAGAGAGAAGAAAAUUAUUUCUUUUCCUCUGAAAUGCAAAUCUUAAUUAAAUAAUAAAUGUGCAAGUUAUUUAAAUAAGUGGUUUGAUAACAAUACUUUGAUGAGGGUUUCACUCCAUGUUAUAAUUCCCUUAUUCUAAGGUCUUACUCAUUAAAAUAAACACACACACUCACAUACAACACAAAAUCCAUCAGUCAAAUCCAUUUAAAAACUAAAAUGGGGGAAAAAAAAAAAUCUAUGAGAAAUUAUACAACAAAAACAUACCUUACGAGGAUUAAUAUUACCCUCUCAGAGUAUAUAAAACCCCUUGAUAUAUCUGUAAUUACUACCAACUGCAGAUAUUACAGACCUGCCACUAUAAAGAACCAAAAAAGACUCCUCCUCAUAAUAAAUAACCAAGAAAAGCUUCUAAAAUACGUAAUCAUUUCUCUCCCGAAGAACCACAUGAUACCCACAGCCUCACUUGGGGGGGAGAAAAACACCCUUAUUUACGGGAAACUGACUGCAUAACCACUUCGAAAAAACGCCCAGGUCAGCCGAGUGAGCCUUCAAGAACACCUUUCCGUGGGGGGUAUUCUUGGACACGCGAAAUACGAAGCAGAAAGAGGAGAAUAAGUGAGAAAAAUUCUUACCACGGGAUGUCGAUGGAUCCGCGUCUCAACCCUGCGCCUCGGCUGUGGCUUCGUAUUCGAGAAGGUGUGUUUAUUGUGGGAUCGGUAAUGUUGUCGUUUACUUACUAUUGUUCAUUUUUUGCGUUGCUGAAAUUGUAAGGAUGGCUCAUUGAAGAUGGUUCAAACGCAGUCGUACCAACAUCGGCAGGACACCCAGCAAGGGCACACUAAUCUCUGGCAGUGCGUUUACAGUAUUUGGCGAAGAGGCAAAAUGAGGAUGGCACUGUCAAGACGAAGAUGCUCGUGCGUGUGGGGCUGGUUGCUGAGCCUCUUGGCCUUUUUGUAUUUCUCUGGCCUGUACCAGUACCUUCUAGCAUGGUCAUAUUCCAAGCACUACACACACUGGGGCCCACUGCUCUCCCUCGACCCCAUCAUGGAGAAGAUGAGAGCAGGAGAAGAGGUGGCACAGAAACCGGUCAAUGAGUUCACCCACACAUAUAUCCAUUCCAGUACAGAAAAGUGUGAAACUCAAGAUUCCAUUCGGCUGAUGUACGUCGUGAAGUCGGCAGUCCAAAACUUUGACAAGAGGAAAGGAAUUCGAAACUCGUGGGGAUUUGAAGGCAGGUUCUCCGACGUGGAAAUUAGAACUGUUUUUCUCCUGGGAACAAGACCGAGUGAGCCCCAGCUGCAGGAGAGAGUUGAUAAAGAAGCAGAGGAAUACAAGGACAUCAUACAAGCUGAUUUUAUUGACUCUUAUUAUAACAACACUCUAAAAGCAAUGAUGGGGAUACAUUGGACAUACCAGCAUUGCCAGUACGUGAAAUAUUUUUUGUUUGUUGAUGAUGACUACUAUGUUUCAACAAGAAACAUGCUUCGUUUUCUACGGGAUCCAGCAAACUACCCACAGUAUUUGGAGAAGUAUGUGGUAUCUGCAGUAAACGAAUAUAAAGAUUUCUUGUAUGCAGGUUAUGUUUUCAACAAUUCUCUUCCCAUAAGGUGGAUUUUCAACAAGUGGUAUGUCUCAUUAGAGGAGUACCCUUAUUCACACUGGCCACCAUAUAUUACAGCAGGUGCAUAUGUGCUGUCCAGGAAGAGUUUGGAGUACCUUUACAUUGGUAGUAUAUACACAAACUACUUCCGUUUUGAUGACAUAUUCCUGGGAAUGGCUGCUAAGAAGGCUGGACUCGUACCCUUCCACCAUAAUGAGUUUUAUUUUGAUAGGAAGACAUAUAGCAAAGAAAACUACAAGUGGGUCAUUGCCUCACAUGGAUUUAAUGAUCCUGGAGAGCUGAUGGAUGUGUGGAGUGAACAGAGAUCAGCUGGCAAUACAUAAAUAGAAUCUAUGAUCUCCAUUUGCACAAGUUAUGUCUUUGCAUACCUCAGUUACAUUACAGUUCUGUAAAGUUCUUACAUUUUACUUACCAAGACCUUUUGUUUAUUCCCUUUUCAGCAUUUUUUCUGUAGUAUUAUCUUUAAUAGGAACAUUAACCAUUUGAAAGGUGCAGAAAUGUUUCCCAGUUCUAUAUUGAUUCUCAGAUUAUUUCUCUGAUAUUUCUUUACUUGCUGAAUAGGUAGUACAAAGUCCAUGAUGUAUAUAGUGCAAUUAUGAAUUACUGGAUAUGACAUAUCCAUCUUUAUGUUUGUUUUUCUGUAUAAAUUGCAUUUGAUUGUAUGUAUAAGGCAUUGAUUUUCCAAAGAGAUUUACUAUCACUGAUUUUGAAGUCUCCAUUUAUGCAAUCCUUUUCAGUAUUUACAGGCAAGUAACCCUAAAAGGAGAGAUGUACAUUUUAGGUUGCAAUUGAACAUUGGCAAUGCAGAGAUAUUUAUUCAUGACUUUGACUUUAUUUUCAUUUCCUUAUUCAUGUUGAAAUCAGUGGUUCCUAUACUGGGUCUGUGCCUUCCAAGGGUUUGGUGUGAACGUAGAGGAGGAAAAUAGGAAUUUCUCCAUCUACUUUAGAAAUUCUCUCAAUCCAUGUUAAAUUGUAUAGGAGUUUUUAAUACAGGAAAAUUGGUCAAUGAAGAAUACUAAAAAUGCAUCUUUUUUCAGUUGAAAUUUUUGAUUCAGGAGUCAUCUUUAAUCAUUAGGUUGAAGGGGUAUACAAAUAAACUAGAAACCACAUGAAGGGAUAUGGAGGUAACAAGUGUAAGAACCACUGAUGUAGAUGGUAAUCUAUUUGUGGUGCUUUCAACUUCUCUUAAUUGAUAGUGUAGACAUAACAGCAAAGUGUGGAUUUGCUACUACAGUCCAAUGAUACCUUUGUACUUUUUUUUAACUAAAAUAAAUGACAAGAAUAUAGUGUAUUUAGUGUUAGGGUACAAUUUAUUUAUUUUUUGGUAUUACACACUGUGAAUGCUUUUACCUAGUUGAAAAAUUUAAACAAAUGUCAAAAGUUUUCCCUUUCUAUCAAGUGCAAUGCUUAUAGCAAUACUACUAGGUUAUACGUGAUUGGAUUAAUGAUGAAUUAUUCAAACUGCAAGUUCCCUUUUCCAUUUGGUCAUGUAUUUUUUUAAUAGAAAAUGAAAUGUGUCUUCCCUUUGCUAUAUCACAUUUAUUUUAUUGUAUUUUUCGUCUUUCAUUAACUUACUAAACUGGCAAUGUAACUGUUGUCUUAGUGUGAUGUAGCACUUCCUUAAGGUGCCAGAAUUUUACAUGAAGAAAUUUCUAGUUUUUCUUUAUGUACUGUGACAUGGGAUAUGAGGUAAUGGCUUUGCUACUAUAGGCCGUCUAGAUAAUCUUUAAGGUAGGCAAAGCAGUGGAGCUGGAGUUGAAACUUUCUUUUGGGAUAAAGCCCUAGAUAUGUGUUCAAUAUGCUUUCUUUAAGAGGCUGAAUACUUUGAACCAUUAUUAGCUCUUGCUACUAAUUAAUAUGAUUAUUAUUUCACUAACUGCAGCUACAGGGAAAGGAAAAGCAGUCUGCAAAUCUCUGCCACAAAAUGUAUAGUGAGCAUAUUACUGAGUGAUGGGUAGAAUAUAUAUCUUAGAUCUUGGUAGAAGUUGCUGUAUGUUAUAUACAGUUAUCAUGGCUAAGAAGAAUGAUCAUUGCAGUGUUCAUAUAAUCCAUGGUUGGUUGCAUGAACAUUGAUAACCCCUAUAACUCAUUAUCAACAGAUGAAUCAGGAUAUCAUACAUGGUUCACCUGUGUUGUAUGCCUGUGGUGUAAGAUUUGUUAAUGUCAAGAGGAAGGCUUGCAUCUGUCCAUGAAUUAUAUGAGCAUGUCCUGAAUUUCUUCCUGUUGGUAGCAGGAUGUACCUAGCUUAAUCUGAAUAUCAGUGGUUUGUGAGUAUGCCUACAGUUAGAAAUAUGGUUUGUUAAGAUACAACCUUUUAGUAGCAGUUGUAAAGAAAUUGUCACUUUGGGAAUUGGUUUUCCUGUUUAUAAAUCAUAUUGUUGCUAGAAAUGUGGAUAGAUGAAGAAGAGUAAAGGAACAAACUUCUACAUUUAAUAUAUUUAUUCAAAGAAAGUCCAGGGAAUGAUUAAUGAAUGUAUAGGAACCUAUUUAUCAGGUGGUUGCUAUUAAGUUGAUUUUUUGUCUUUUUUUUUUUGCCAUCAUGUACUGAAUGAAUUUGCCCAACUCUUAUGACAUAAAUUAAGAACAGAGCAGCUAGAAAGUGGAAUAGCUUUUGACAGCAUAUCUGUGAUACUGACAUGAUUAAUUGAAUAAUUGCUUCCAUAACCCAGUUUAGUUGUAUAUUAAAUGGAAUUUUAACAGGGUCCCAAUACUGCAUGUUGGUAUUAUGUUAUUUUGCCUUCUGUAAACCUUUUGUUCUAGAAAUGUGUAAAAGAAGUUGGAAGUUGGGGGUCUAACUUUGAUUUAUAAGGUGUAAAUACAACAAAAUUUCUUUUUGAUAGUAUGAUAUUCCUUGAAUAUUGAUGUAUGAAUUGCUGGUUGUGAUUUUGUGGUUUUCUACGAUGUUCACCAAAUGAAAGGCUAAUCUCUCUCUUUCUAAGUCUCCCCUCCUACAUUUUUCAUUCUUUCUUUUAUCAUUAUGCUCCCUGACCCUUCUACUCUUCCUUUCACUGGCUCAUAAGAAAUGAAAUUGAAGACAGAAACUAUCAGUAUUUUUUUCUGGUGAUAUUAUCCUGAUAUAUGGAUGUUGCUUCUUGUAUGUAACAAUGGUAUCUUUUUUUGCUUUUUUAUUGGGGGGGGAGUGCAAUUCAAGAUAAGCAAGCUCUCUGAUUAUUAUUGACAACUGAUGUGAAAUUGAUGGAGUAAUAUUUUUCAUUCUGAUGUGAAAUUCAUCUGGUGUUUUCUUAAACUUCUGCAGUGAUUUCUAGAUCAUGCAGUAUAUGUGAUUUUAUUAUCUAUGUUUUGUAAGUGGAUUUCUUGUGUUAAUAAAAUUUAUGUUGUUC
Molecule: messenger RNA, 5511 nt
Organism: Penaeus indicus
Lineage: Eukaryota; Metazoa; Arthropoda; Malacostraca; Decapoda; Penaeidae
Product: beta-1,3-galactosyltransferase brn-like
Exons: 3
Coding region: 1336-2493 (385 amino acids)
Cellular component (GO): Golgi membrane
Molecular function (GO): hexosyltransferase activity; UDP-glycosyltransferase activity
Source: RefSeq, a predicted model, not a curated record